AUGGCAUCCAAUGCUCCCUCCGCUGCUCCCUCCGCUGCUCCCUCCGCCGCUUCCUCCGCUGCUGUCGCCCCACCGGCAUCCAAUCCUCUCUCCACCGCUCCCUCCACCGCUCUCUCCGCCGCUGUCGCCUCACCCGCAUCCCAUGCUUUCUCCGCCGCUGUCGCCACACCGACUUUCAAGAUUCUCGAGCAAAUUGAGGGUCAAUUUUGCAACGCCCCCGUAUUGGUGCGGCUCAUUCAUUUUUGGGAAGCACGCAACUUUAAGAAAGGGAACAUCCUCAUGGGUUUUGAGCUUCUCCUCCUUGACGCAGAGUCAAACGCUGUCCAAGGCUUCAUCUCCGCCAACCGACUUUUCCGAUACGAGCCCAACUUGAAGCGGAACUCCAUUUACAACUUGAGCAAGUUCAUGAUCAAGCCUGCGAAAACGCUUUACAGGGUCUUCGAUCACAAGAAUACCAUUUGCUUCACAGACCUGACAACAAUGGUGGAGGUCCGUGAUGGUGACGACCAGAUUGAUGGCCAGAAAUUCUGA
Microthlaspi erraticum is the source of this 531-nucleotide messenger RNA. The record is from the annotation of a GenBank genome assembly. Lineage: Eukaryota; Viridiplantae; Streptophyta; Magnoliopsida; Brassicales; Brassicaceae.